GUAUAUGUUGCAACACGUACCGGCACCUGGGUGAUGAACCGGAUUUGGUAUAAAGGUGAACCGCAAGACGUUGUUUUCUUGAAUCGAUACAUUCAUUCAUUCCAAAAAAUUCUCCCAUGGUCUGCUUCAAACUGGGCCAUAGAGCGCCACGUAAAUGAGCGAUUUGAUCAUGGCCGGUACGGCUUGAAACCGAAACAUCGCGCUCUUCAGGCACAUCCUACUGUGAAUGACGAGUUGCCAAAUCGUAUCGCCAGCGGGACCGUUAUUAUCAAGCCAAACAUUGCUUCUUUUGCGGAGCGCGACGUUAUAUUUGAGGAUGGCAGCACUGUAAAGGAUGUUGAUACUGUAAUUUUUGCCACCGGUUAUUCCUUUGAAUUCGCGAUACUUGAGGAUGGUAACCUGAUCCCUGUCACUGAUAAUCAGGUCAAUUUAUAUAAGUACAUGUAUCCACCGCAAUUAUCGCCAAAGAAUAGCCUAGCAGUGAUAGGCCUAAUCCAGCCUCUGGGAUCCAUAAUGCCCAUUUCCGAAAUGCAGUGCCGUCUGUUCUGUGAAGUGCUUGCUGGGAAAUGCAAAUUGCCGGAUUCCGAGAAAAUGCUCAAAAACAUCGAGAAAAAGAAGGCGCAAAUGGCAAAACAGUACGUGAAACGUCGACGUCACACCAUCCAAGUGCAUUACGUGGAAUAUAUGGAUGAACUGGCAAAACUGAUUGGUGUGAAGCCGAAUUUGCUGAAAUAUUGGCUCACUGAUCCACGCCUUGCAUCCACGCUUCUCUUUCAAGGAUUGGCUCCCUAUCAGUACAGGCUAACAGGUCCAAAUGCUUGGUGCGGCGCCCGUGAAGCAUUGCUGGGAAUGGAGCAGCGGAUGUUCGAGAAUUCCCGGACGAGGCAAACCAAAGAAACAAUGAAAUCCACUCCUGUCAAUAAAUUUUUCUACUUAUUUCGUCUAAUUAAACCAUAA
Gongylonema pulchrum is the source of this 957-nucleotide messenger RNA. The record is from the annotation of a GenBank genome assembly. NCBI's taxonomy places the organism in Eukaryota, Metazoa, Nematoda, Chromadorea, Rhabditida, Gongylonematidae.